UUCCGCUCCGUUUUCCGGCAGCACAGCGUGGUGGAGGUCAGAGAGAUGGUGUUCCACACAACCGGCGACCAAGAAUAACAUGUCCUUUAACUACAUCAUCAAAUAUUCUGCAUUUUAAUUAAACAAAAAGAUAAUUGGCGCUGUAUACAGUCACUGAAAGGUACUGUCGCCGCCGCUCGUAAGGAGUCUGCCUGCUUUACUCACACAGUUAGCUGUAGCUAAGGUUAGCAUUAGUGUCAGCUCUUCAGGUUAGUUUGGUUUGGUCAGUCAUCGUGAGGAUCAUGGAUAACAACGCUGCCGGAUCUGGCGCUUAUAAAGGAGGAUUUGGUGGCCUUUUUGGUGGAGGCUCUGAAUACUCAAACACAACGCUCUCUGGAGUACCACUGACUGGAAUGAACCCGAUCUCACCCUACCUCAAUGUUGACCCUCGCUACCUUGGGCAGGACACAGAUGAAUUUAUAUUGCCAACUGGUGCAAACAAAACACGUGGCCGCUUUGAACUGGCCUUCUUCACCAUUGGAGGAUCCUGCAUAACUGGUGCUACUUUUGGAACACUGAACGGGCUUCGUCUGGGCCUGAAGGAGACCAGAGAUAUGGCAUGGUCAAAACCCAGAAAUGUACAAAUAAUAAACAUAGUCACACGACAGGGAGCAUCAUGGGCUAACACAUUAGGAUCGAUAGCUCUGUUGUACAGCGCGUUUGGUGUGGCUAUAGAAAAGGCCAGAGGAGCAGAAGAUGAUAUUAACACAGUAGCUGCUGGGACGUUAACGGGAAUGAUGUUUAAAUGCACAGGUGGACUAAAAGGAGUUGCUCGAGGAGGCCUUGUUGGAUUAGCCAUGUCAGGAUUAUAUGCCCUCUACAACAACUGGGAUCACUUUAAAGGCACGGCUCCUAUACAUUACUAAAGAGGGUCUUGAGACCAAACCAUGGACAUUUUUAUUUAAAGCCUAUUCAAAUCCCUUGUUCCAUGUUCCACAACAAAAGUCUGAGAUUCUUGGACCACCAUAUUUAUUAUGGGCUUCACUGAAAGAGUACACUAUGUUUUAUGAGAUUUGUAAUCAAAAAAGCAAGAUUCAGCCAAGUCAAAGUUUAUGAAAUACUCGUAUAUGUAUCAUCCUAUCAGACUGUUGUACCACAGGUCAGCUCUGGGCUGACUGAAGCACCAUUACAAUGAAUUUAAUUUCUUGUUCCAAGGUUAAGAAUAUAUAUAUAU
Molecule: messenger RNA, 1213 nt
Organism: Hemibagrus wyckioides
Lineage: Eukaryota; Metazoa; Chordata; Actinopteri; Siluriformes; Bagridae
Gene: timm23a
Product: translocase of inner mitochondrial membrane 23 homolog a (yeast)
Exons: 7
Coding region: 282-905 (207 amino acids)
Biological process (GO): protein import into mitochondrial matrix
Cellular component (GO): mitochondrial inner membrane; TIM23 mitochondrial import inner membrane translocase complex
Molecular function (GO): transmembrane protein transporter activity
Source: RefSeq, a predicted model, not a curated record